AUGUUGUUCCUGCCCUUGGCGUGUCUGGCGAUCGUUGGCUUCGCAUCUCCCAUUCUAGCUCAAUCAGUCUUCGCUCAUGUCAUAGUGGGGAACACAUAUAGCUACACCCAAGCUAACUGGGCAAGCGAUAUUGCAGCUGCUGCCGCCGCUGGUAUUGACGGAUUCGCGCUCAAUAUCGGGUAUGUCGAUACGAUUAAUCCAAAUGGAUUGGUCCAGACUCAGCUCGACAGUGCAUAUCAGGCCGCCGACGCUGCUGGCUUUCAAAUGUUCUUGUCAUUUGACUACCUAGCUCAGGGAGCCUGGGACCAAAAUGCGGUGAUAACAACAGUCAAUGGUUACAGCUCGCAUUCGAGUCAGUUUCAGUGGCAGGGCAAGCCUCUGGUCUCAACUUUUGAGGGUGCGGAUAACGCAGGCGACUGGGCCUAUAUCAAAUCCCAAACCAAUUGUUUCUUCGUCCCGGACUUCUCAAGCCAAGGUGCAGCUGGCGCCGCCAGGAAACCCAAUGUCGAUGGCCUUCUUUCGUGGGACGCAUGGCCAAACGGUGCAAACGACAUGACAGACAAUGAUGACAUGGCGUAUGUUACAGCACUGAAUGGUCGGCCCUACAUGAUGCCAGUCUCUCCCUGGUUCUACACAAAUCUCCCGUUGUGGUCAAAGAAUUGGCUCUGGCGGGGAGAUGACCUAUGGCACGAUCGCUGGGACCAAGUUCUCAACGUUCAGCCAGCUUUGGUCGAGAUCCUGACAUGGAAUGACUGGGGAGAAUCUCACUAUAUCGGCCCAAUGCCACCCACCGAUUCCGCCAUUCCAGACGGAGCCGGGCCAUACGUCGAGAACAACCCGCACGACGCCUGGUUGAAAGAUUUGCCUCACUAUAUCGCAGCGUACAAAAAUACGAGUCGGCCGGACGAGAACCAUGUUACCUUCUGGUACCGCCUCAAUCCCGCGUCGGGGACAGCGUGUAGCGCCGGAACAUCUUGUAACACUCCUACACAAGGCCAGGUAGCCCUAAAUCCGCAGGAGUGUGACACAGACGCAGUUUUCUUCACUGCGUUUGUGCCAAAUGCCGCCAUAGCAACAGUCAACGUGACAAUUGGUGGCUUGACGCAGACAGUUUCGGCGACCACGCCUGGUAUCUUCCACUCCAGCGUGCCGUUUAACGGUAUGACCGGAGAUGUCACAGUGGCUGUUACCGCUAGCGAUGGCACCGAGCUUGGUCCCGUCAAUGGUGCAUCCAUCACAGCAGACUGUGUUGGCGGAAACAUCAACUGGAAUGCAUGGGUUGGAGGACGAAAUACCCGUCGAUGCGGUCGAACUGACCAGGCGCGACAAUUUCAAUCCGGCGCAACUCGAAUUCUCAAUCGGAACCUCAGUCUGCACACUGCAACGGUAUCGUUGUGCCGGCAACAUCAACAUGAACUCAGGAUCAAGAAAGACCUAAUCAGGGCCCAUAUACGCUCUCUUGAACUGGGCAGGAGGAGGUUUUCCACGACCCAAGUGACGAGGCAUGGACAUCUGGAUCCGCCUAAGCCGGGAGAAGAGCUCAAAGUCACGUUCGUCGACAAGGAAGGAGAUGAGCACACGUUUGAGGUUGCGGAGGGUGACAACCUGCUGGAUAUUGCGCAGGCCAAUGACCUGGAGAUGGAAGGCGCCUGUGGCGGCUCAUGCGCAUGUUCUACCUGCCACGUUAUAGUCGAAUCCGAGGAAAUGUACGAUAAGAUCCCAGAGGCCACCGACGACGAGAACGACAUGUUAGACCUCGCAUUCGGCUUGACGGAAACAUCGAGGCUAGGCUGCCAGGUAAAGAUGUCUAAGGAGUUAGACGGGUUAGUGGUGAAACUGCCACAGAUGACACGGAACAUGCAAGCUUCGGAUUUCGAGAAGCGCAGUUGA
Molecule: messenger RNA, 1890 nt
Organism: Cladophialophora immunda
Lineage: Eukaryota; Fungi; Ascomycota; Eurotiomycetes; Chaetothyriales; Herpotrichiellaceae
Exons: 7
Coding region: 1-1890 (629 amino acids)
Biological process (GO): P450-containing electron transport chain; positive regulation of oxidoreductase activity
Cellular component (GO): mitochondrion
Molecular function (GO): glucan endo-1,3-alpha-glucosidase activity; 2 iron, 2 sulfur cluster binding
Source: RefSeq, a predicted model, not a curated record